Molecule: messenger RNA, 1957 nt
Organism: Danio rerio (zebrafish)
Lineage: Eukaryota; Metazoa; Chordata; Actinopteri; Cypriniformes; Danionidae
Source: RefSeq, a predicted model, not a curated record
CUGACAUUCUAGGUAUUCCUUGAGAUUGCGGCUACAUUGUAAUGAUGGCAGGGAAGUUUUGAGUGUGUGUGCUGAGCAGUCGCCGCCCCGCGGGUGCAGAUGCGGCUCCCCUGAUGCUGCUGCUGUAGCUCCCGUUACCGCCGCUGAGUGGCGCUGUUCAGAUGCUACGCGCUCAGCAGCCAUGAUGAUAAGGUCGGAAAUAAGACAACGCCACAGUAUCUUUUACAGUCUAUGAACCACACGAGAAGCGGCACAGGGAUUUUUCCAGAUUCUUGUAUUUGUUGUUCAGAUGUGGAUUUUCGAUAUAUUUUCUUAGAUAGCCUACAUGUUUAAUUGUGGAUUUAAAGCAUGGGUAAAGUGUCGUUUUGAACCUAAUCCGCGGAUAUGUCCGUCAGAAAAGAAGUAUUCCAGUCUAAGGUCCUGCAAAGACUGUAUGCUGCAGCACAAGGUCCAAGUGUGUUACAACCUGCUGCACAGGAGAGCAGUGCACUUGCACCUGUGCCACCUGUACAAAAAUCUCAGUCCAUCCCAUCCAACACAUCAGGUAAUGUGAAGAGAACAGCUGUGCAGGGUAAAAAGCUCUACACUGUACUUCCUCCUCCUGAAGGCUACUUCAUUACUAGCGGGGAUAAUUCAGUCACAGUGUCCAAUCCAGAUCCCACUGACUCUGAGGACAACCCAGCUGAUGCUGGUGAUCAUGAGUUACAUAAGAAGAGGAAAAGGAGGAGAAAGAAAAAAGUGUUUCCCAGUGCUACAGCAGAAGUAUCCACCCUUCCAGCAGAGGGCGAUGUUGAGGGCCAGGAAGAUGUUGCACUUCCCCAUGAUGGAGAUGACACUGGAAGCUCAUUGAGCACAGAGAGACUGAGCAAGAACAGAAAGAGGAAGAUGAAGAAGAAACGCCACAAAGAGAAACUCCUCGCCCUUGGACUGGUGCCUCAGACGAGAGCUGUCGAAUUCACAUUCGCACAGAAAGAUGAGGGGAAUUCAGAGGAGGUGCUAGACUUUCUUCAGACAACCUUGGAGAUCUACCUCUCUGACCGCAAGUCCUCUGGCUCCAGUGUAGAAAGUAGCCCCCGUCUCUCGCUUUCUGCAGCAGAGGCUCUAUUUUCUCGUCUCUCAGACUCAACGCUGCCCCCUGCUGAGAUCUCCAGGCUGUGUGGCCUCAGGGCUUUACUGGUGAAAAAUGAAGCACAGUUAAAAUCACAGUUGGAACAGUUCAAAGGCACAAGCACUUUACCUGCAGAUGAGGUUUCAGUAGUCUGCUCUCUCGUUGAGUACUGGCUGACAGAAAUUCUGCCCAUGCAGAGCGAACAGAAGACGUGACGCCUCCAGAUUCAGCGUCUAAGAGGAAAACCCCUGUGAACAAGCAGCAGGUCUCUGAUUGUAAUAUCUCAUUAUGAAAGAGAUAUUCACCCAUGCUGUUUUAUAGUGAAGGAAUUUAAGAAACGCAAGAUCAAUCGGCUGCGGCAACAAAUUGGCCUCCUUUUGAAAACCCAGACUGAUGUAUUCUAGUUUAUCUUGCCUUUGCAUUAGUAAUUACUCAUGAAAAAUAUAUUUCUGCACAUUUUUUGCUUUUCAUCGGGCUGGCAUACACUUUGAGAGGACGUUUCGAAUGUAUGUUUGUUGCAAGAACAACGCUAGAUUGACCGUGACGCUGGAUCAUGGGACUUCCACAGCUCAUUAUGAGGAGUCUGUGCUUUAGCCUCUUAGUGACUAAUUAUCUUAACCUCGGGACGUCAGCAGGUCCUCGCUGAUCUCAGAGACUGUUUGGAUCAUGACAUUUAAGCUUUUGCGCUCUAGACUGCUCAUUAACAUUAUUUUACCGAAACAGAGCCUUGUUUACGUUGUUUUUUUCUCCUUUGAAAUGAGAUACUUUUGGGGGUUGAUGUGAAAAGCCACUGUGGCCAUCGGUAAAUCUGUCUAUAAAGUUUUUAAAUGAAUUAUUCACAAGAGGAAA